Messenger RNA from Cynara cardunculus var. scolymus (artichoke), 894 nucleotides. Its product is annotated as ABC transporter I family member 10-like. The transcript is spliced from 7 exons. Lineage: Eukaryota; Viridiplantae; Streptophyta; Magnoliopsida; Asterales; Asteraceae. Gene Ontology annotation, molecular function: ATP binding; ATP hydrolysis activity. Gene Ontology annotation, cellular component: chloroplast envelope; membrane. Bases 106 to 894 code for a protein of 262 amino acids. The record is from RefSeq and is a predicted model, not a curated record. Gene Ontology annotation, biological process: transmembrane transport.
UCAAUAGAAAGCUAGUACAUUCACAUUCACAAUCGCGUAUGCAAUUUCAGAACUGUGAUCGUAGGAUGAAAUUUUUGGAGGUGAUAUAAUUUGAUGUGAGAUGAUAUGAACGUCCGUGCUCCUUUUCACAGUUUAGUACUUCGCCAGUCCAACAUACCCACCAGGAAUAAUGCUGUUGUUGGUGCUGACAAUUUUGCAAUUGAAAGUCAUAGUAUAAGCUACUCUAUUAACACGGAAAAGGGAAAAUUGAUUCCAAUUUUAAAGGAUUGUUCCCUGGAAAUCCCUUCUGGGCAGUUUUGGAUGCUGCUUGGACCUAAUGGAUGCGGGAAGUCAACACUUUUGAAGAUCUUGGCAGGUCUGCUAAGUCCAACGGAUGGUCGUGUGCAUGUGAGGAAACCUAGAAGUUAUGUCUUCCAAAACCCAGAUCACCAAGUGGUCAUGCCUACUCUAGAAGCAGAUGUGGCCUUUGGCCUUGGGCGAUUCAACCUGACAAAUGAUGAGAAAAAACUGAGAGUAGCAAAAGCAUUGACCGCUGUGGGAAUGUAUGAUUAUUUGCAGAGACCAGUACAAACACUUAGUGGGGGUCAAAAACAAAGGGUUGCAAUUGCCGGUGCUUUAGUCGAAGAAUGUAAACUAUUGUUACUAGAUGAACUCACGACGUUCUUGGAUGAAAGCGAUCAGGUCGGGGUGAUUAAAGCCGUGAAGAACACAUUGAGUAGUUCUGCAGAUGUGAGUGCGUUAUGGGUAACACACCGAUUGGAAGAAUUGGAGUACGCAGAUGGUGCUGUAUAUAUGGAAGAUGGGAGAGUUGUUAUGCAUGGUGAAGCAUCCAGCAUAAUGGAUUCUAUUGAAGCUAGGAAAGCCUCUUAUACCAACACUCUUAACUCCUCAUAA